Molecule: messenger RNA, 2247 nt
Organism: Mesocestoides corti
Lineage: Eukaryota; Metazoa; Platyhelminthes; Cestoda; Cyclophyllidea; Mesocestoididae
Source: the annotation of a GenBank genome assembly
AUGUCAUAUCCAACGCAGUGGACAUCAGCCAACAUAGCACCUCAGGGUGCAGGUAUUUCUCCUCAGGGUGAUGUUAUACAGAACGCUGCUAUUUUUAACCACUUUAACUCAGGAGCGCCUUUGCGCCAGCCCGCUCCUCCCAUGCAAAUCCAGUUGAACCAGGCUCAUCCUACUCAAAAUUCUGCUGGAUAUUGCCCGACGGCUCCGGGAGGCUAUUCUUUUGUUUACCCUGCCCUCAUGGCAGCUUUUGCUGCUCAAUCAGGUGCUGUUCAAUCACGACAAACAUCUGGAUUCUGUGUUCCACAGGGUAAUUCUCAAUCUAAUGCCGCAGCUGCUGCCGCAGCAGCAGCAGCACUUAGAGGAACAGCUCUUCUGUCCCCACCCACGGCCUUCCAACCGCCUCCACCACCACCUGCCCAGCAUCCCCUGGCUCAUCUACAAUACUUUCCUCCUUUAAAUGGUAUACAGCUGGCGGCUGCUUUUCCUGGGGCUUCUUCCACUGCCUCAUUUCCUAACACCUCUUCUCUAACACAGCAGCAUGCAGCAGCUCUGCCCACACCUCAGUUUCGUGGCUAUGAUUCUUUGAAACAUUUUGGUGCUCUUCCCCAAACCAUGAACCACAAGCGGAAUAAAUCCAUGACCACGUCCAAAACGAAUCUGUAUAUAUCUGGUCUUUCUGAAUCUGACACCGAUGAAUCCGUUCGAGCUCUUGUUGAAGAUGUCGUGCGUCCAAAGUCUUGCAAAGCUAUGCUUCUUAAUGGAAAAUGCAAAGGGUCUGGAUUCAUUGACUGCGCAACUGAGGAGGAUGCGAUUAAAGCACUUAAUCAUCUCUCUGAGAUGGCCAAGAAUGGUGGCCGGAAGUUAAAUGUCAAAUACGCCUUAGAAAACGAGAAGGACCUCCUCAAUGUGUACGUGAGGAAUUUGCCCAAGACUGGGUUUACAAAAGAAACUCUUGAAAAUCUCUUCCGGCCAUACGGUAUUGGCUUCGUUCGAUUUGCCUCAGCUGAUCAGGCCCAACGUGCUGUGGAAAGCAUGAACGAGCGGCGUUACGUACUGACUGGUGGUAAUGGAAACGGCGAUUCAUCAAAUGACAAUGGCUCGGCCAAACCAAUUUGCUGCAAAUUAGCUGACAAAGCCGAUCCAAAACGGCGGGCUGCAGCAACAGCGGCGGCAACCGGCAGUAUCCCUUCGGGACACAACCCUUCAUCUUCCGCCGUCGGUCUUUCGCGCCCCAAAUUUCACCACCAUCAACGCCAUCACCAGCCUGCGCAACAGCAGCUUGUCCCUGGUGAAUUGCAUUUACAAAGCCACCACCAGCAACCGUUGGCGGCACAUACAGUCCCGAAUCAGCAGAUUCCGCAUGGGCUCAUCUAUCAACCUGUCCUAAUAAAGCCUUUUUUAUCCCAAGUAGGCAUGCUCCCUGAUGGCGCUAACAUGAUUGCGACUGCCAUAUGUUCCCCUCCCGCCGCAGGCUAUGCCCCGCCUCCCAAUCCCCCCUCCUCAUGCUACCCCGCCGCGCGUCCUGCCGACCCCCACGAAGUUUCCCGUUCGACUUCCACGGGCCUUCUCGAGAUGCCAACUCCUCAGUCUCCGCCCACGGACCUCUUGCCAGCAGUAAAUGGCCAUUCGCCUGCAGGGGCCGCCACUGGUAUUGACUCUCGGUACGCGGUACAAUUCGCUGCUGCCGUAGCUGCUUCUCAGUUGCCCUCAACUGGAGCUGUUUCAAACGCCGUGAUGUAUUCACCAUCCAACGCGGUUGUGGCCGCCAGCCAGUUUUCAAGGCCCACACAACCUCUGGUUCAGCCCACAUAUUCGACUUCUUACACAACACCAGGCAAUGGUGCAGGACAUUACGCAGCCCAGGGUGGCCAGCCAAUACAGCCCUGCAGCAACCUCCAGAAUCCCAGUGACCUCCUCGCUGAACAGCUUCAGUCGCUGUCUCUAGCAGCACGCCAGUCGCACCACCUCUACCCUGACUGGUCGGCUGCAGGGUAUCACGUGGCUCCAGUCACUACUGCUGCCUACCAGUUGCCGAUGCCUAACGAGGCCUACUUAGACUCGGCUACAACUGCUCUCUUGGGAAGCUACGUCCAACUGCCUCCUCGUCCUCCUCAAGCAACGGAGAACUCGGACCAAGAAAUUAUGCGAGAUAAUGCGGCCCCAGGGAAAGAGGAUAGAGGAACAGAACAGGUUGACCCUGCAGUGGCUCCUACCGAAACAGAAAACGCAGCUACCUCGUCAUCUUAA